Messenger RNA from Tripterygium wilfordii, 1240 nucleotides. Its product is annotated as peroxidase 44-like. Gene Ontology annotation, cellular component: plant-type cell wall; plasmodesma. Bases 8 to 991 code for a protein of 327 amino acids. The record is from RefSeq and is a predicted model, not a curated record. Gene Ontology annotation, molecular function: heme binding; peroxidase activity. The transcript has 2 exons. NCBI's taxonomy places the organism in Eukaryota, Viridiplantae, Streptophyta, Magnoliopsida, Celastrales, Celastraceae. Gene Ontology annotation, biological process: hydrogen peroxide catabolic process; response to oxidative stress.
UAUUUGUAUGUCCAAAAUGGGAGUCAUGAAGGUCUCGGUUUUGCUCUUCUUGUUUGUUCUUCUUCCUCAUGUGUUUGCGGAUUUAAGGUUUGGGUUUUACAGCUCUACUUGUCCGCGAGCGGAGUCAGUUGUCCGCGCGGUUGUGCAAAGGCGAUUUGCCAGCGAUAGAUCGAUCACCGCCGCCUUGCUUCGCAUGCAUUUUCAUGAUUGUUUCGUUAAUGGUUGUGAUGCGUCUAUUCUAAUAGAUUCAACUCCAACAACACAAUCAGAGAAAGAAGGAGGACCAAACCAAACUGUACGUGAGUAUGAGCUCAUCGACGAAAUUAAGAAAGCCUUAGAGGCGGCAUGUCCUUCAACUAUCUCAUGCGCUGAUAUAAUCACCCUAGCCACCCGCGACGCGAUAUCUUUAGCCGGAGGACCCAAUUACAAAGUACCAACCGGUAGACUCGACGGGCUAGUCUCAAACGCCGCGGAUGUGAACUUGCCGGGACCAGGGUCUAGUGUCUCAGGCAUAAUACAAACAUUUAGAGCUAAAGGACUAACCCUAAAUGACAUGGUCACACUCUUGGGUGCACACACAGUUGGUGUUGCUCAUUGUAGGUUUUUCCAAGAUAGGCUCAGUGGGCCGGAUCCAACCAUGGACCCCAAUCUGGCUACCAAGCUCAAUCAAAUUUGUGGGUCACAGUCCAGUUCGGAUUUCGGCCCAUCAGCAUUUUUGGACCAAAACACAUCAUUUGUGUUUGAUAAUGAGUAUUACAACCAAAUUCGUUUGAACAAAGGUAUAUUACAGAUUGAUCAAGCUCUUGCUUCGGAUAGAUCUACGGCUGGUAUCGUUUCGAGUUUCGCAUCCAAUGGUGUGGCGUUCGGACAAAAUUUUGCUAAGGCAAUGGUGAAAAUGGGAAAUCUUGUCAAUAAUGUUGGAGAGAUUAGAAAGAAUUGCAGAGUUUUCAAUCCUAAGCCGCAACAGCAGAAGGGGUCAAAGAAAUUUUAAUUAUUUAAUUAAUUCCCUUUAUAAUACUAUUAAAGGAAAAAAAAAUCUAUAAAUGUCACAUAAUAUAUGUCUAGCACUAUCAUUAUGUGAUUUUAUUUCUUGUUUUAAGAUGUUAUAUAUACGUUUUCUAUUAUUACCUUUUAGAAAAAGAUUACCACUAGAGCUUUUUUAUGGGUACAUCCCGCCACGUAUUUGGUCGUCCCUUAUGUAAAGCGGUGUUCUCUAAUCCAACUUAAGUUCAUUUGUAUU